GCCCCAAGUUAGAACUUUUCCGGAAAUACGGAAGUCAUAUGUUAUGGUUUAUAUUUUACUUCAUCAUACGUUUAGAAGUCGUUGUUUACAUGUGCUCGUUCCUCUUGUGUAUCGCACUUUUAUUUGAUCCAGCACGGAUUUUUUACCUGCUCAUCAUGUUCGAAUAAACGUACUAUUCCUUGAUGACUGGUUUAUCUUGCUGAUUAUUGAGUCAGUACAGUAAAAAAUCCCCUGGAUUGUGCAUCAUGGAGUCAGAUCUACAGAACUGCACCUAUGACCCUGACAUUGUUGUGAAACGAGAAGCAACUUCCAUGGGAUCCUCUUCUAUUUCCCAGUCCAGUUCAUUACUAGCCCGGAAGCGUGCUCUGGCCGAAGCUGCCCGUAUAAAGUUGAAAUUCGCAGAGACCGAGGCUUUAAUUAAAAAACAACAAGCUAUCAUCGAGGAAACCCGCAAGUUAAAUAUAGCCAAAGCAGAGCAGCAAAACAGUGAACUAGAGGCUGAUUUAAAGCUACUCAGUCGACAAAGUGAAGCAGCCGCAGCCGCUGCAGAAGUGGAGGCCUUAGAGUAUGUGGAUGUAAGAAACAGUGUUCUUGACAUUCCAGUGUGUGAUAAGAAGAAACUUGUAGAACAGUAUGUAGAAAAACAUUCAUCACAUUCAAGUGUACACGUGAAAGAAGAACAACAUUGUAACGUUCAAGACUGUAACGAGAUAUCAUCACUGUGUUCAGAUACCCCCAGAGAUAGUCGACAGUUUGUACCGAUUUCCACACUCGCACCUAUUGUACCUGAUCCCUGUGCAGAUUUGGAUUGUGUUUCACGGGACUCUGUGCCAGCUGGGACGCCAUUGAAUCCUCAGGCAAAGGCAUUUUUUGCCAAGGCUCAUACCAGCACUCCUGCCACCAGUGAUUUUAAGGACAACAUAAUGGCAAAUGAACUUACCCGUUUCCUCAUGAAGAAGGAUUUACUUCUAUCUCGUUUUACAGUAUUCAACGACCAGCCGGAAUCAUUUCCUGUAUGGAAGUCCUCCUUCACCCAUAUAGCGCAAGAUCUGGGUGUAAACCCUAGAGAGGAAAUGGAUCUUUUAUUGAAAUGGCUCGGGCCAGAAUCGUCCAAGCAUGCGCAUAGCAUAAGGAUCGCAUAUGCAAGUGACCCAGCCAAGGCAGUACAGAAAGUGUGGGAAAGACUAGAUGACAGAUAUGGUGGGCCUGAACUUAUUGAGUGUGCCCUUAAGCAUAAACUUACUAACUUUCCCAAAGUGACAAAUAAGGACACUGAUAAACUGUAUGCCCUGUCCGACCUGCUGUCCGAGAUUGCAUCAAUUAAGGAAAACCCUACCUACUCUUCCUUACUUGCGUAUUUUGAUUCAUCGUCGGGAGUCAACCAAGUUGUAGCAAAGCUACCAUACAACUUGCAGAUGAAGUGGAUGGACAGAGCUUCAAAAUACAAGUCUUCACAGAAAGUCUCCUUUCCACCAUUUACGUUCUUUGUGGAUUAUGUAAAGGAGAUGACCAAAAUGAUGAACGAUCCAAGCUUUCAGGAAACUCUUCAGCCUACACCAAAGAGGGAAGAAACGUUUCGCGCUACCCCGCUCAGACAACCUAUAAGAGUUAAGAAAACGGAUGUGAGUUCUGAAAGCAUAUGUCCAAUUCACAAGACGUCUCACUCCCUUAACCAAUGCAAAACCUUCCGAGCAAAGCCAAUUCAAGUUCGCAGAAAAUUUCUCAGUGACCACAAGAUAUGUUAUGGAUGUUGUAACUCAGAUAAGCAUGUGAAACGAGACUGUCUAGAGAGAACAAAAUGUGAUGACUGUGGCAGCGAGGAUCAUCCAUCAGCUUUACAUGUGACAAGCAAAUCCAUUCGAGAAAAACAGCAAGAGGAGAAUGAAUCAUCACUCCUGGCUUCUCCACAGCACGGCGGGGAGGAAAACAAUUCUCGCGGAACUCAACGAGUAGUACGAACUAAGUGUACUGAAAUAUGUGAGAAUUCUUCAUUUCCGGGAAAGUCUUGUGCAAAGGUACUGUUGGUAAGGGUGUACUCUUCCAGUCACCCUGACAAGUCUGUGUUGACUUACGCCCUCCUCGACGAUCAGAGUAACAGAUCUCUAGCUACUACUCACCUUCUUGAUCUUCUGGAUGUGAACUCAGAAGAGGUGGAAUAUUCACUUGCGUCGUGUGCUGGUUCCUUUGUGUUUUCGGGACGUGUGGCCGAAGACUGUGUCAUUGAAUCUCUAGACGGAAGCGUCAAAAUGAACUUGCCGCCACUGAUUGAAUGCAAUAACAUUCCUGAUGUGAGAGAGGAAAUACCGACACCGGAAAUUGCACGUCAUUACACUCAUUUGAUGGACAUUCAGGAAUUUAUUCCUCCGCUCUCAGAAGCACGCACUCUCUUGCUGAUUGGACGCGACUUGCCUGGCGCUCAUCAUGUUCUUGACCAGAGGGUUGGAUCAGGAAACGAGCCAUUUGCCCAAAGGCUAAGAUUGGGAUGGAUCAUUGUGGGUGAAACCUGCUUAGGAAAAGUUCACAGAAAUCGAAUAUCAGUGAAUAAAACAUUUGUUCUUGAUAAUGGACGCCCUACAGUGUUUAGACCAUGUGAAAACAGGAUUCAUGUUUCUGAGAAGUGGGACAGCAUAGGUUCGUCAGUAUUUUCCAGGAAUAAAGACGACAACAAGGUCGGCCUAUCCAUUGAAGACAAGCAGUUCAUUCGAGUGAUGGAGAAAAGUUUACACAAGGAUACAGAGGGAAAUUGGGUAGCACCUCUACCGUUUCGUGAAAACCAUCCUCCACUGCCUAAUAACAGACUACAGACACUUAACCGUGCUAAGAACCUCCAUGCUAGUCUGUCCAAGGAUCCUGUGAAACUCCAGCACAUGGUGACAUUUAUGCAACGCGUAUUUGAAAGCAAGCAUGCAGAAGUAGCGCCGCCAUUAACAAGUAAUGAAGAGUGUUGGUACCUACCAAUAUUUGGGGUGUACCACCCCCAGAAACCAGGUCAGAUCCGUGCCGUUUUCGACUCGUCUGCACAGUUUCAAGGAGUCUCCCUGAAUAGCGUCCUCCUAUCUGGACCUGACCUUACAAACAAUCUGCUUGAUGUCCUUCUGAGAUUUCGUAUGGAGCCUGUUGCCAUCUCCGGAGACAUACAACAAAUGUUCCACAGCUUCCUAGUUGAAGAACCCCAUAGGAACUACCUGAGGUUUUUCUGGUAUGAAGACAACAAUCCAAGUAACAGUCUUAUAGAGUACCGCAUGAAAGUACAUGUAUUUGGGAAUCGACCUUCCCCGGCUAUUGCUAACUACGGACUCCACAAGACAGCUGAAAUCAGUCGCGAGAAAUAUGGAAGUGAUGUGAGAGACUUUAUUCAGAGAAACUUUUAUGUGGACGAUGGAUUGAUACCCCUACCCACAUCAACUGAAGCAAUUGACUUAAUGACGCGUACUAUGUCUGCCCUUCAGAAUGAAGGAAACCUACGCUUACAUAAGAUCGCUUCGAACAAAGAAGAGGUCAUGAGUGCAUUCGCGAACGAUGACCUUGCAAAGGACCUUAAGGAUCUGGACAUUGGCAGUGAACAACUUCCUGUGCAGCGCAGCCUAGGAUUAAACUGGGAUUUGAUGUCAGAUACAUUCACAUUUAGAGUGACUGGCGCUGAGAAACCUUACACACGUCGAGGCAUUCUGUCUGUUAUCAACAGUCUAUAUGACCCCUUGGGCCUUGUCGCUCCUGUGACUAUUCGGGGAAAGAUGAUAUUAAGGAAAAUUGUAACAGAUAGUUCCGACUGGGAUAGUCCUCUACCGGAACAGUACCGUUCUGAAUGGGAGUCGUGGAAAACGGAACUUCAGUGCCUCCAAGAUAUUAACAUUCGCCGCACGUACAUGAAACCUGACGCCUCUCUCAGCAAAGCUGUAAGACGAGAAAUUCACGUCUACUCUGAUGCAUCCGAGGAUGCAAUUGCAGCGGUGGCAUAUCUGAAGACCAUUUCCCAGGAAGGUGAGAUACAUGUUGGAAUCAUCCUAGGCAAGGCAAAGGUAGCACCUAAACAUGGAAACUCGAUUCCACGCCUUGAACUAUGUGGAGCUCUCCUGGCUGUAGAAAUCUAUGACAUUGCAGUGAAUGCACUGGAUAUUGCAGUUGAUUGUGUUCAGUUUCACAUUGACAGUAAAGUGGUAUUAGGCUACAUAAAUAACCGUGUCCGACGAUUCUACAUGUAUGUGAGCAAUCGUAUUGAACGUAUACUUAGGACUACAACACCUGAACAAUGGACAUAUGUACCCACUCACAUGAACCCUGCGGAUUGUGCUACCCGCUCGCUUCCUGCAAGUCAGAUGCAAAACAGCCCCUGGUUGCAAGGACCUGUUCAACUCUACAAGAAAGAUCAGAAUGAGGUCAAUUUGGACAACAGUACAUUUUCUCUUGUUGACCCAGAGAAUGAUAAGGAAAUCAAACCAACUUUGGCUGUUCAUGUAAUGAAGUCUUCUAUCGAGGACCGGUGCGUAUUUGGAACCCAUAGAUUCAACAAGUUCUCAACAUGGACUGCUCUUGUAAGAGCAUUUGCCUUUUUACGGAACAGAGUGUGUGCCUUCAAACAGAGGAAUGUUGGCAAUAGUUCCCACGUAUGUACUGAUUACAAGGCUGUUGAGACAUUUCGGUUAGUUGAACAAUGGAUUAUUGGGACAGUUCAAAGAGAAACCUUUCCUGAGGAGUACUCAUGUUUACUUGACAAAAAGACUCUACCUCGUAACAGCUCGUUACUUACCUUGGAUCCGUUCCUCAAUCAGCAUGGUCUGAUUUGUGUUGGUGGACGUCUCAGAGAUUCCGACUUGGGUAAACACGAGAAGUUUCCAGUGAUUCUUCCACGCAAGCACCACAUUAGUACCUUGCUAGUACGACACUACCAUGAACAAGUAAAACAUCAGGGCCGUUUCUUCACGGAAAGCAUGAUACGAUCCGCUGGCUUCUGGAUUGUAGGUGUCAAGCGCUUGAUCUCUUCAGUGAUUCAUGCAUGUGUAAAGUGCAGAAGACUCCGUGGGAGGCUAGAAACCCAGAAGAUGGCUGAUCUUCCAGUAGACCGUGUCAGUCCUGCUCCUCCUUUUAGCUACACAGGAGUUGAUGUGUUUGGACCUUGGUCAGUGGUGACAAGACGGACCAGAGGGGGACAGGCUAGCAGUAAGAGAUGGGGUGUGAUAUUUACGUGCCUAAGCAUACGGGCCAUUCAUAUAGAAGUAAUAGAGGAAUUAUCUUCUUCCUCAUUCAUAAAUGCACUGAGAAGAUUCAUAGCUAUCAGAGGUCAAGUGAAGGAGUUAAGAUCCGACCGCGGAACAAAUUUUGUCGGCUGCACCAAAGAUCUUCAGAUUGAGGCAAUCAAUGUUGAGGAUGCUGAAAUGAAGAAGUUUUUGUUCGACAAAGGAACAGUUUGGCGCUUCAACCCACCUCAUUCAUCCCAUAUGGGAGGGGUCUGGGAGCGCAUGAUCAAGACUACCAGAAACAUUCUAGAUUCCAUGUUGUCUGAAGUGAGUGACAAAAAUUUGACACAUGAAGUGCUUACUACAUUUAUGUGCGAAGUGUGCACCAUAGUCAAUGCGCGACCAAUCGUUGCGAUCACCUCAGAUCCUACGAACCCAUUCUUACUCAGUCCAUCAACCUUACUUACUCAAAGGACAAGUGCAGAUGUACACCCCUUUGUGGACCUGAAUCCGAAGGACAUGUAUAAGGAACAGUGGCGUCGAGUACAAUAUCUUGCCGAACGUUUCUGGAAUCGCUGGAAGCAAGAGUAUCUGCAGACCUUACAAACUCGAAGGAAAUGGCAGUGUGACAAGACCAACUUGCGUCGUGGUGACAUUGUAUUGUUGAAAGAACCCGACAGCCACAGAAACAACUGGCCGCUUGGAAUGGUGGAAAACGCUAUUUGUGGAAAAGAUGGUCGUGUUCGAAAAGUGGAAGUUCGCAUUACCAAGAAUGGCGUGUCAAAGACUUAUACAAGACCCGUGACCGAACUUGUUCUGCUUUUGAGUGACAAGGGAAAUGAUCUAGACACUUCCAGCAGUGACAAGGAAUAAUGUGCUUUGUCGUGUUUAUUGUGCAACGAAACAUACUGUGUUAUGAUUGUGAAUUAGAAUUCCUGUUACAUUCGCACCUUAUUGAUUUUGUGCUACAUGUUUGUAAUAGUUGUAGUGAUAUCUUGUAAGAUAUCAGACGGGGAGUGUGCUGCCCCAAGUUAGAACUUUUCCGGAAAUACGGAAGUCAUAUGUUAUGGUUUAUAUUUUACUUCAUCAUACGUUUAGAAGUCGUUGUUUACAUGUGCUCGUUCCUCUUGUGUAUCGCACUUUUAUUUGAUCCAGCACGGAGUAAGUGUUGUUUUGUUCAUUUAUUAUUGUAUAAAAUGCUUAUAUGUGUUUCCAAAAGUAUGUGUUAAAUGAAUAUUGUCAGAAUUAUUGUCUAAGUCAUGUUUUGAGUUUAUACUUGGCAUCCGAAUUUCCUAGUCAUAGGUCCAGUCUAGUCUACAAUGUUUCUAGGCAAAUAUUUGUUUACAUUAACUUGUUAAUUUCUGUUGAAAGUGUAAACUUGCAAUAUUAGGGCUACGUUUAUUAUUGUUUAUUAUAUAUCUAUACCUUUAUAGACGCAAAUUGAAUGAUUAAGUGCCAUGUUUACAUGUGUAAAUUGUGACUGUGAUUCAUGUUGUACUAAGUAGCUGUUUUUUUUGUAUUUUAGUUUUUUACCUGCUCAUCAUGUUCGAAUAAACGUACUAUUCCUUGA
Messenger RNA from Saccostrea cuccullata (small rock oyster), 6744 nucleotides. RefSeq lists its product as uncharacterized. Bases 246 to 6047 code for a protein of 1933 amino acids. The transcript has 2 exons. Gene Ontology annotation, molecular function: nucleic acid binding. Gene Ontology annotation, biological process: DNA integration. Lineage: Eukaryota; Metazoa; Mollusca; Bivalvia; Ostreida; Ostreidae. The record is from RefSeq and is a predicted model, not a curated record.